AACAAGUGACAGAGAAAGAAAUUUCACGAUGUACAAGAUUGUUGGGUUGUUGGCCAUUACUCUUGCGGUUGUGCGAGGCAACUCAGUGUCGGAAACGACCCGCCAUGGAAAUUUGAAUACGUAUUACAUUUACUCAAGAAGCAAUUCACGGGUACCAACACAGAUACUUCCAAAUGUAAAUUCAAUUGUGAAUGCAGGUGGUUUAUUUAGACCAUUUACGGCCAUAAUCGUCCAUGGACACGAAGGCAGUGCGUUUACAACACUGAAUCCAGUUGUCAAGGAUUCUUUCCUUACGAGUGAUGAUGUUGCUGUAAUCGUCGUUGAUUGGUCGACUUAUGCUGGGCAGAGAUAUAGCAACGCAGUCAAUGCAGUGCCAAGCGUUGGAGUUGUACUGGCUCAGUUCAUCCAAUUGUUGGUUGAUAUGAAUCAAGUGUCCUUGGAUAGACUUCAUCUAGUCGGAUUUGAUCUUGGAGCCCACGUUAUUGGCUUUACUGGAAGAACCCUAUCAGGACAAGUUGCUAGAAUUACUGGUUUGGACCCAACUAGCAACCAAUGGGGCAGCAAAUCUCAACGCCUGGGUUCAUCGGAUGCCCGUUAUGUUGAAAUAAUUCAUACUGAUGGAGAUGGAAUUUUCGCUAUCGGUCUUGGUACAGCUAUUGGCCAUGUGGACUUCUUUGCAAACGGGGGUGGCAACCAGCCUGGAUGUCUCACACACAAAUGCAGUCACGACCGCGCGUGGGAGUUCUUCGCAGCCUCGUUGACUCACAACCACCUGACUGGAAAUCUAUGUUCUUCCAAUUUACAGCUUUCAACUAACCGUUGUCGAGGUUACGCCUUGGCAAUGGGCAACAAUGACUUGGUCAAAUUUGGGUCCGGAAUCUUCAGAGUCAACACGAAAAGGUCAUUCCCUUACUAAAACAAUUUAACUUACAGGCAUUGACUUACAAAUAAAUGGACGACGGGUCUAAUACAAAAACCACGAAAAAAAUGUCCCAAGUCAACCUAUUUAAACGUAGUGACAUGUAAAGGAAUAUGAAAAAGCUAAAACGU
Molecule: messenger RNA, 1050 nt
Organism: Hyposmocoma kahamanoa
Lineage: Eukaryota; Metazoa; Arthropoda; Insecta; Lepidoptera; Cosmopterigidae
Product: lipase member I-like
Exons: 6
Coding region: 29-916 (295 amino acids)
Molecular function (GO): lipase activity
Source: RefSeq, a predicted model, not a curated record